AACUUGAACGUGCAACUAAUGAAGUGUGACUCUACUGACUGGGGUGGUAAGAUGACUAGAACUUCUUCGAUAUUCUUCUAGAAACCUCUGGACUGGAAGUGAUGAUUUACUUCAAAUGCAAUGAGGAAAUACCAGAGCCAUGAGAAAAGUUUCAAAGAGACUCCUGGUAAGGAGUCUAGUAGUUGGAAUGAUAGUGCUUGUAAUCUACUUCACCCAUGAGGUAUCCCGGUCGCUUGCAAUUAUUUGCCCAGACGAAAAGGCAAAAAAGAUCCUUAAAGAUUUGUGCCAGCUGUAUGAGAGCAACCACGUAGAUGGCAAUCUCUGCUAUGAUCUGUGUCAGACUGAGUCUAUCCAGUAUGUCUCCUGCUUCAACUACCACAGGGGCAAGGUUGUCUUCCGUGGGUCCUGGAAGGGGGAUCCUGUCAUUCUGAAGUCCAAGUACAGCCAUCUUUCAGACUAUCCACGACCUUUUGCCUCCAUCGUUGACAAAGAGGGCGCCAUGAGGACUGUGGUACCAGACAUAGCGCUGUUCACAUCCAUGGUCUAUCACCAGGUUAAAGGGCAGUUUGGUUUUGAGUUGGAGAUGACCGAAGAGGACUUGCUCAAACACAUGUGGAAGAGCAAAUAUAGUCGGGAAGAUACUCCAGAAGGACUAACCGAUUCAGAAAUCGUUAGCCUGUGGGCUUUGCUGCAGCAAGAGGAAUUUGUCCUGAACAAAUUCUGGAACCAAUUUCGCCAUUAUCCUGAGAUCUACGGCACGUGUGGCCAUUUUUACAUCCUGGAGUACGUGCCUCCGGGGUAUAUCCUCAACCCGAGCGCCAUCAGCAUGCAGCAUCAGUUGGCUUCCCUGCCCUGGUUGAAUCGGGCUAAGGUCGCCAUGGCCAUGGUGGAGUUCAUCGGGGCCGUGGACGAUCAGUUCCCGGAGAAACUGCACCUGUGCGACGUGAAGCACAGUAACUUUGGAGUGACGCAGGAUUGGGUGGUCAAGGCCAUCGAUGUGGACAUCACCUUCUUCCAGAAUCAGCUGGACACUACCCUCAACCAGCCGGAGUGCUCCUCUGCCCAAGAGUGCCAUUUCUUUGACUGUAAAGGGUCCUGCAAUACAACGUCGGGGAGGUGCAAUAGUCAGCGAUCUAAUACAAAUCUUCAGGCUGUCUGUGCAGAUAUCUUCAGCAGACAUUAUGGCACACCAGGCCUGCUCAGGUUACCUCCAACACAGGUAGCCAGACAGAUAGACUCAGUUCUCCAGGAGUGUCUUCAACAGAAAGGACUUCCAUUGGGCACGAAGAUAUCAGAAACACCUGUCUACCAAAGACUACUGGAGGUGCUCAAGAACAGUUUGCAGUAUGUGGAGAGAUAACAGCAGUUACUUGUGCAAUAAGAUGACAAGAGGUUUUUAUUUUUCUAUUAAAAAAAAACAUUAGGCUGAAAUAUUUUGAUUUUUGUUUAAUUUAACAUAUAAUAUAGACAUGUACAGUAGUGCUAUUUAUUUGUAUUUUAUAUAAAGAUGUUAGUGAGGCUUAUAAACUACUACUCCAGUUUACACCAUGUAAUAUUCAACAACGUGCCAAGGAAAGACACUGAUUUGAUUUAACGUUUUGAUAAGUACAUGAAGUACAAAUUUAUGUAUGUUUAUAGUAGAUAGCUCUUAUAGAUAUAUAGAAAUGUGUUAUUGCUCCACAGCUCGUCACAUAAUAUUAAUUGCGAGGAUCAUAAUUUUGUCACUCCUGGUCAUUUUCAAUGGUUUUAUUGACUACCUGGUCAAAUAAGUAUAGUUUUACUUUAUGUCGUACCUAAGCAUCCCUGCGCAUACUCUUUGUUUCAUUGUCU
Strongylocentrotus purpuratus (purple sea urchin) is the source of this 1830-nucleotide messenger RNA. Its product is annotated as divergent protein kinase domain 1C. The transcript has 4 exons. Bases 140 to 1360 code for a protein of 406 amino acids. NCBI's taxonomy places the organism in Eukaryota, Metazoa, Echinodermata, Echinoidea, Camarodonta, Strongylocentrotidae. The record is from RefSeq and is a predicted model, not a curated record.